Ornithorhynchus anatinus (platypus) is the source of this 1372-nucleotide messenger RNA. It is a transcript of the gene MIP, whose product is annotated as major intrinsic protein of lens fiber. The record is from RefSeq and is a predicted model, not a curated record. Gene Ontology annotation, biological process: transmembrane transport. Bases 156 to 950 code for a protein of 264 amino acids. Lineage: Eukaryota; Metazoa; Chordata; Mammalia; Monotremata; Ornithorhynchidae. Gene Ontology annotation, molecular function: water channel activity. Gene Ontology annotation, cellular component: plasma membrane; apical plasma membrane. The transcript has 4 exons.
GGGCCAGGCUGAGGGCAGCAGGGACCCAGGAGCUGCCUGCCCGCUGCCCUCCUGCCUGCCCACCACCCACCCGCCUGUCUGCCUGUCUGUCCGCCCGACCACCCGCUGCCCACCUGCCACCUGUCCGCCCGACCACCCGCUGCCCACCACCUGCCAUGUGGGAGCUGCGUUCGGUGUCCUUCUGGAGGGCCAUCUCGGCAGAGUUCCUGGCCAGCCUGGUCUAUGUCUUCUUCGGGCUGGGGGCGUCGCUGCACUGGGCCCCGGGGCCGCUGAACGUCCUGCAGGUCUCGCUGGCCUUCGGGCUGGCGCUGGCCACCCUGGUGCAGACCCUGGGCCACGUCAGCGGCGCCCACGCCAACCCGGCCGUCACUUUCGCCUUCCUCCUGGGCGCCCAGGUGUCCCUGCUCCGGGCAGUCUGCUACGUGGCAGCCCAGCUGCUGGGGGCCGUGGCCGGUGCGGCCGUACUCUACGGGGUCACGCCCCCCGCCGUCCGCGGGAACCUGGCCCUCAACAUGCUGCACCCCGGGGUAAGCACGAGUCAGGCCACCGUGGUGGAGAUCAUCGUGACGCUGCAGUUCGUGCUCUGCGUCUUCGCCAGCUACGACGAGCGGCGAGAUGGGCGCCUGGGCUCCGUGGCCCUGGCCGUCGGCUUCUCCCUCACCCUGGGGCAUCUCUUCGGGAUGUACUGCACCGGUGCUGGCAUGAAUCCUGCCCGUUCCUUCGCCCCUGCCAUCCUCACCAGGAACUUCACCAACCACUGGGUCUACUGGGUGGGGCCCAUCAUCGGUGGGGCCUUGGCUGUCUUCCUGUACGACUUCCUCCUCUUUCCCCGGCCCAAAGGGGUGUCUGAGAGACUGUCCAUCCUCAGGGGCGACCGGCCCAGUGCCCCUGAGGGGCCAGGAGAGGCCUUGUCCGGGGACCCGGUGGAACUCAAGACCCAGGCCUUGUAAGGGCCCCUGCCAGACUGAGGGACUGAGGGAUGGUGGUUCUGAGAAGGGGCUAUGGGGGGGAGCACACCCCAAGGGAGCAGCCGGGGCGGAAACCUCUUUAUUUUUUUAUUUCUUCAUGUAUUUCCUUUUUUGCUGUGCGGGAUCUCUGAAACCACAGUCUUAGCCGAGCUACCAAGCCCACCCCCAUUUUGAACCCUCCCCCCUUCGGCCAGGUGCAUGCAUGCCUGCGUAGGUGCGUGUGUAUGAAGACGUAUGUGGACUUGUCAGGUCGGGUGGCUGCAGCAGCAGAUGUGAGAGCUGAGGGGGAAAAGGGGGAGUGGUCUUUGUGGAGAGGGGGUGGGGCUGGGAGUCAGCCGUCUGAAGCACUGGUCUGAUGCUACUGACUCGGUGGGCCCUGGGAGGAGGCACGGGAGGCCAAAUCC